Messenger RNA from Didymodactylos carnosus, 810 nucleotides. The record is from the annotation of a GenBank genome assembly. NCBI's taxonomy places the organism in Eukaryota, Metazoa, Rotifera, Eurotatoria, Philodinida, Philodinidae.
AUGCCUACGAGCAUCAUCUCAAAAAGCAAUGCUUCUCAGCGCAUUGUUGCAACAACAGCUUCAUAUCAACGUCAACUUUCACCUCAACAUCAAUCUUCAACUCAGUAUCAAUCUUUAUCUAUUCGUCAACCGUGUACUCAAACCACCAGUUACUUUGCACCUGUUCAUCAACCACAUACAUAUGGUCCUUCCUACAACCAACAACAUGCAUCACCUUAUACUGUCAAUCGUCGUGAAGGUGGUAUGUCUUAUGCAUCCGAGCUGGAUGCAGAACCUGUUGAUUUGGUCGACGAAAAUAUCCGUCCUGCUCAUCUUGUUACUAUCAAUCAAAACGCACUCGAUAUGCUUGUUGAACGAUGUAGCAUGCUAGAAAAAGAGAUGCAAACAUUACAAUCCAAAACUGACAAAGUACCGAAAAUUGCACUUACUUCAACGAGAAAUGAACAGUUAUGGAAUAAUCAGAAUUUACUUGAAAAACCACGCACAGCUUUGCCUGCAACUUACUUAUGUUAUCCAGUGCGCAAAAUGUAUACUGCUGAAGAAAUAAAAAGCAGAGUACCACAGCUACAGCGAACAGAUGAAUGUUUGACCACAUCGUAUUUUUCACAUGAUCCAUAUUUGGUUGACGAAUUUAUGUCAACAAAAGGACGUGAAAGUUUGCACGCUCAAGAGCGUACAAAGAGAAGUCAAGAAAAAUGCAAAGCAGCAUUAAGAUUGACUGACAAUAACAAAAAUAUUGUGGAUAUUAGUUCAAUGAACAUGAACAACAGCCAAGACAGUCCAGAUAUUGACAUAUUUAAUGAUAUUUAA